Anguilla rostrata (American eel) is the source of this 1328-nucleotide messenger RNA. RefSeq names its product transmembrane protein 45B (gene tmem45b). The coding region runs from base 141 to 980 and encodes 279 amino acids. The record is from RefSeq and is a predicted model, not a curated record. The transcript is spliced from 6 exons. NCBI's taxonomy places the organism in Eukaryota, Metazoa, Chordata, Actinopteri, Anguilliformes, Anguillidae.
CGCACAGGUGCUCAUUGAAAAGACAAACACAGAAGGUUACUGUCUGUCAGCGUCACGGGAAUCAAAGACUGGGACAGCCCCGGGAAGAGACUGAGCUACAUAGGAAAAUAGCAUCAUAAAAAGCAGGGACGAAAGGAAAGAUGGCAAACUUCAAGGGUCACGCUCUGCCAGGAAGCUUCUUCAUGCUCUUCGGUUUGUGGUGGUCGGUGAAGUACCCGCUCCGACAGUGCUGGAGGAGGGGCCAGCCGCAAGGACGAAGCAGACUCCCGCUGUUCUUCAACCGGAUAGACCUCGCGGAGGGGGCGCUCAAGAUCUUCUUCGCCUUCGUGGGCAUCAUGGCAGAGCAGUUUGUGCCCGACGGGCCCCACGCCCACCUGUACACCGCUGACUCAUGGGUGAAGCUGAUGAACUGGCAGCACAGCACCAUGUACCUCUUCUACGGCAUCUCCGGCAUCGCCGACGUCCUCUCCACGUCCUCCCUGCCCGUCCCGCAGGGGCUCGACCGCCUCGGCCUCUCCCUCGCCCUCUUCGUCGAAGGGUUCCUGUUCUACUUCCACCUCCACGGCAGGGAGCCCCUGGACGUGCACGUGCACUCCCUGCUGCUGGUGGCCGUGUUCGGGGGAGCCGCCAGCACCUUGCUGGAGGUCUUCAUGAGGGACCAGCCGGUGCUGGAGCUGGCGAGGAGCAGCCUGGCCAUCCUGCAAGGCAGCUGGUUCUAUCAGAUCGGUUUUGUUCUGUACCCGCUGAGCGGGCCCGAGUGGGACCAAACGCUCCACGACAACAAGAUGUUCAUCACCAUGUGCUACUGCUGGCACUACGCCGUGGCCCUGCUCAUCACCGGCAUUAAUUACAGCCUGGUAUACAUCUGUGUGCAGAGGUUCAUUGGGAAGGCCAGGGACAUGGAGUUUGGACUGCAGAAGACCUGCUCCUCGGACUCCAGCUCACAGAAGGCUUUGCUUCAGGACUCUGAAGAGGAGUAGACAGGGAGAGACUGAACAUCCUGACAAUCCAAAACUCUGGUCCAAACGGCGGGGGAAAUCCAGGAACUUCCUUUCAACAGAGCCCUGGUCUCCUGUGAUUUGCUUGUUUUUAUACUGUGAAAGUGACACUGUAGAAAUGUAAAUGUUUUUAUUCUUAAAAGACAAAUAUCAUAAUGUAUAUAGCACCUUGUGGGCGCAAGUACGCUCAAUUGUACAUGCUUCCUUGCACAACCCUUGUAAUUAAUUUAUGUAAGUAAUGCAUUCAAUGAAAUAUUAUAAUUAUUCUUAUAAUGGGCGUUAAAUUAUUCUUAUAACGGGCGUUAUUUCAAUAAAGAAGUUUUUUAUUCA